This is a messenger RNA of Harpia harpyja (harpy eagle), 14006 nucleotides long. It is a transcript of the gene DNAH11, whose product is annotated as dynein axonemal heavy chain 11. The record is from RefSeq and is a predicted model, not a curated record. Gene Ontology annotation, biological process: microtubule-based movement. Gene Ontology annotation, molecular function: dynein light intermediate chain binding; minus-end-directed microtubule motor activity; ATP binding. Gene Ontology annotation, cellular component: dynein complex. NCBI's taxonomy places the organism in Eukaryota, Metazoa, Chordata, Aves, Accipitriformes, Accipitridae.
UCCAGGGUUGGUUUUCAAAAGAUGAUUUGCAUGGUCAUAUUUCCAAGCCCGGAGGCUUGGAAAAGGUCAAUGCACAUCCAUAGGGAAGCUGGAAAAACAGGUUUAGGAGGAAGACCAAGGCAUAUAUAUGUGUUCAUGUAGUAUAGGUGUUCUGGCAAACAUUCUUUGGAUUUGCAACUUGCCUAUUUACAUUUCAUGUUUUCUCCACUUAGUCCCAACAAAAUGAGCUGAGAUUUUGACUUUUCUGAUGCAUCAGUUGAUGGAGAGCUCUGAUGGGUAGCUGAGGCUCUCCUCAUCUUGUUUAUUCUGUCUAAACAGCAGUGCAACAGUGACAUUGUCAAACCAAUAACCUGCAUCUUACUUGCUUCAGGUGCCACAUGAGGUGGUGCAGAAAGCUGUGCUAUGAGGAAGACCACAGAAUGCCUUGGAAUGGAGAACAACAAAAAGGACCGUCCAUUUGGGGAGGUGUCUCAAACACUGCUCCAGCACACAGUAGCUUUCAUAGAAGAGGUGUUAGUGCCUAUUCUAAGCAAUAAGGAAAACCAUACGUCCUGGCCAGGUUGCAUUUCCCAAGAUAUGGAGCAUCCAUCCUGUGAAAUCAUGAAAAAUAAAACACAAAUUAUGAAAGGACUGAUGUCAGGAACAACUCAUCUUCCCACUCCUACAGUUGCAGCAAAGAUUGACUUGCAUCAAAUAUAUGCUGAAAAUAAACAAGAUCCCAAUUCUGGGGUAGUACUACAUGCCAUUGAAUCAAUGGUUAUUAGGUGGUCACAUCAGCUGCGUGAACUGAAUAGGGAUUCUGCUGAACCUCUUCUGCAUGGCUUUCAUUCAGACCCCCAAACUGAGCUGAACUUCUGGAAAGCAAGAAAAGACAAUCUUUUAUAUAUAAAUAAGCAACUUCAGAAUCCUGUCCAAAAAAUGAUUAAGAUCUUAAAAGCCAAAGAAAGCAGCUAUUACCCUGCUUCUCAGGACAUUUUCAAGGAAUUAGAAGAUGGUAAGGGUAGAGAGAAUGAGAUGUAUAUUUUGUCUGCGUUUAUAUGUGUGUGUUACAGAAUAAUCUAUAAUUUGUUGUAUCUUUCACCAGAAAAUCUUUUCAAAGGAGAAACUGGAGAAGCUUUGGAGGAUGUGAAAAUAGUUAAAACUACCUUAAAGAGCUUUAAGGAUUCAUUCUUUAGUCACAGAAACAGAUUGGAGAGCUCCUUCAUUUGUGGCAAGGAAUUUAAACCAUGGGAUUUCAGAUCUGAGGUGUUGUUUUCCAGAUUUGAUAUGUUCCCCAACAGCUUACUGGAGGUUGAAGAAAUUUUCAUUAACAUGUUGGAAUUUCAAAAGCUGGAAAAGCUGGAGUUUGGUGGAAUCAAGGGGAAAAUUUUAAAAACCCUGGAUCUUGACAGAUGUCUUGCCUCGGUUCUUUGUGUAGGAUUUCAUGACUGUUCAGGUUUAGAAUCCAUGUUCAAGCUUUUAACUAUCUUUGGAAGUUUUCUAAAAAAACCUGUCAUCAUGGAGGUAUUUAGCCCAAAUUACAACAUUUUAUAGGAAAUGUUUGAUGAAGAACUGGAUAACUGCAGAUGUAUAUGUGAUGAACACAUUAAAAAGGUAUGCCACAAUGUGAAAAUAAAAGAUUGUGUUCUUGAAACCUUAUUAGGAAACCUUAAAUGGUCUAAAGAACUGGAGGAAGGAAUACAGACAUUUUGGUCCCACUUCUUGAGUCUGCCUUACCCCAAACAUGCUUUUAGGUGGCAGCACAAAGGAUGGAAAGCUCCUAAAGACCAGAAGCUGCUUUUUAUUUCUCAGAAAUAUGUGGAGAUGUCGAAAUUCCUUGACCAAUAUGAAGAUCAGACGUAUUGUGAAGGGAAAGUUCAGGAGGAUGAAAUUUGUCAGUUUAAUUUAGACCAACUUCUAAUUAAGUGUAAUCCCAAAAAUGGCCUCCUGAGUGUUAAUUUUGAUCCUAAGGUCUUGGCUUUAUUGAGAGAGGUGAAAUAUCUCUUAAUGUUGAACCAACCCAGCAUUCCAGAUUCUGCUUUAGCUAUGUGUGAGAAAAGGAACAGUUUUGCAAAGUGUAUCGGAAGCCCUGAACUUCUUGUUCGGCUGUACAAGAGACAUGCAGAGGUAGAAUAUCCUCUGAUUGAAAAAGAGCUGAGAACUAUUGAUGACCAGCUAAAAGAAGUGGAAGAAAUAUGCACAGGGCAGGCGACAACCUGGUGGGACUGCAUCAAACAAGUGAAAAUGUCAGUGUGUGAUUUGGGGCAGAGUUUUCAGCAAUCAGAGGACAAUGUUGGAUCAAUCCAGGGAAUUAUGAAGGCUUGGAUGGAACAUGCCCUCUUUUUCAGGAAGGGUAAAAAAGAAGCUCUGUUAUCUGAUGACAAAGGAGAAAGACUUGCUAAAAUAUACAAAAUACUGCAAGAAGAUAGCUACCAGAUCCAUCAUCUUGUUGAGGGAAAUUUAAAGCCCUUCAAAACAGAUUCCUCCUCAGCCUCUUGGAAGAUUUAUAUACAGUACAUUGAUGACAUUGUGGUUGAUGGUUUAUAUAACACCAUAAUGCAUUCCUUAGACUUCUUUUUGGAGAACACAGAAGAAAGUUUGAAGCCAGCUCCACUUUUUCAGGCACAAAUGAUCCUUAAUGGACCAGAGAUUAACUUUAAACCUUCUCUAGAUAAAGAGGCUGGUGAUGGCUUUUAUGACCUAAUAGAUGAGCUCCUGGGUGAUGUUUUCCAGAUGUCAGGUGAAAAGGGUAGCAGCACACCUGGGAACAGAACACUGCCAGGAACAGCCUCUCCUCUUAAUGAUAUGGACAACAUGUUUGAUCUGUCUGAAAUCAGGCAGGAGAUUAUGGAGAGACUGGCAAAUGUUACCAGCAAAGUGCUGGAGUACAGAAUAUGUCUUGCUAGCUAUGUGUCUCUCUGGCUGGAGGACCGGUCUGAGUUUAUGAAGCGAUUCCUUCUCUGUGGUCAUGGUUUAGCAUCCACAAAGAUGCCUCUUACUGAUGAAGUCUUUCAACACCCUCCCACUAUUAAACUGUUUAAAGAGCAGAUUGGCAUCUAUGAAAAUCUUUAUGUUCAGAUAAGCAACAUUGAAGACUCAAAAAUUUUUGAAACUUGGUUUAAAGUGGAUACAAAGCCUUUCAAAAUGAGCUUGCUAAACAUUAUUAAGAAAUGGAGCUGGAUGUUUAAGGAGUAUCUCCUGAGAUUUGUCAUUAUUAGUCUAACUGACUUUGAAGAAUUUAUAAAAGUGGCAGAUGCUGAACUCCAAAGAGAGGUGACCAAGGGAAAUUAUUGUGUGCUGGCAGAAAUGAUGGGCCAUCUCUUGGCUGUGAAGGAGAGGCAGACAACUCUUGAUGAACUCUUUGAACCUUUAAAAGAGAUGGUUGCACUGUUAGAAAGCUAUGGACAGAAGAUGUCAAGUGAAGUUUAUGUCCAGUUAGAGGAAUUCCCUGAAAAAUGGAAUGCUGUUAAGAGAGCUGUGUCGGUGCAGCAUAAAGUAACUUCUCUUCAGGCAUCUGGGGUUGCGGUUAUUGGAAGAAAAUGCACUUUACUUUGAUGUAUGCAGAUGGAAUUCAGAGAAAGAUUUAAAAUGGAAGCUGCCUUUCAGUUUGGUGCAGAAAAUGCAUAUGCUCUCCUCUUCAAGGCAAAUCAAGAGCUUGAGAUGCUGGAAAAAGAAAUGUUACUAAUGCAGGAAUCUGCAAAACUAUUUGAAGUAGCUAUUCCAGACUGCAAGCAAAUGAAACAAUGUUGAAAAGAAGUGCAGUUGAUCAAGAUAGUUUGGGAUAUUAGUGUUUAUAUUAAUAGCAGCACUGAUGAUUGGACUAAAACCCAGUGGACACAGAUUAAUGUGGAACAGAUGGAUGUGCAGCUCAGAAGGUUUGCCAAGGAAAGGUGGUCUUUGGAUAAAGAAGUUUGUUCCUGGGAUGUAUAUAGUGGCUUGGAGUUGAAGGUGAAGAAUCUGAUGUUGUCACUGAGAGCAAUACUGGAGUUGCAAAAUCCUGCAAUCAGAGACAGACACUGCCACCAGGUCACGAAUGUGACAGGAGUCAGGCUUUUAGUAGUGGAAGAUACUACCUUGACAGACCUUCUGGGACUCCAGCUUCAUAAAGCAGAAGAUGAAGUCCAAAGUAUGGUUGACAAUGCUAUGAAGGAGUUGGGUACUAAAAAGAUUUUGGCAGAAAUCAGCCAAACGUGGGCUGCCAUGGAAUUUUCUUAUGAAGAGCAUCACAGGAACAGAGCUCCUUUAUUAAAGUCAGAUGAACAGCUGCUUGAAACUUUAGAUAACAAUCAAGUUCAGCUGCAAAUGAUUCUGAAAAGAAAAUAUGUGGCAUAUUUCACUGAACAAGUGGAAGGUUAGCAAAAUAAAUUAAACAUGGCAGAUUCUGUCAUUUCCAUUUGGAUGGAAGUUCAACUCACGUGGUCUCACCCAGAAAUUAUUUUCACUGGCUCUGAAGAUAUCGGAAGCCAGCUUCCAGAAGAUGCAAACAGAUUUGAUGAAAUCAACAGAGACUUGAAACAGUUGGUGACUGACAUAGCAAAUACAAAAAAUGUGAUGGAUGCUACAAGCCAAAGCAUGUAUCGUUAAAAUCUCUGUCUUAUUUUCAGACUUUCUCUUUUUGAAAAAGCUCUGGCUUUAUAUUUAGAAACCAAGCACGUAGCUUUUCCACGCUUCUAUUUUGUUUCUUCAGCAGACUUGCUAGACAUUCGUUCAAAAGGAACACAGCCAAAACAGGUGGCCCAUUAUCUUACCAAACUUUUGGACAAUAUUGCUGAUCUUACAUUUCAAGAGAAUAUAGAGGAAACUGUAAAUACUGCCCUUGGGAUGUUCAGCAGAGAAAAGGAGUAUGUUCCGUUCUAUGAAGGGUGUGGAUGCAGUGGUCAGGUAGAGUCUUGGUGACAGCACCAUGAGGAAACACUACACAGAACAGUGCACCUCUACAUCAUGGAGGCAAUACUGGUCUAUGAAGAGAAGCAGAGAGAACAGUGGGGUUUUGACUGUGCAGCCCAGGUUGCACUUACUGGUUCACAAAUCUGGUGGGUUUCAGAUGUUGAAAUGGCAUUCAGUAGGCUGGAAGAGGGCUUGGCAUCAGCCCUGAAGGAUAGCCACAAGAAGCAAGUCACUCAGCUAAAUGGUCUUAUUACCAUGCUGCUUGAAGAACUUUUUUCGGGUGAUCGGCAGAAAAUCAUGAUGACCAUUUGCACCAUAGAUGUUCAUGCUAGAGAUGUUGUAGCAAGCCUUGUAGCUCAGAAAGAAUGUGUCACCAGUUCCCGAGCUUUUGCUUGGCUGUCACAGCUACACCAUAGAUGAGAUGACACCCAGAAACACGGUUUUGCCAACAUUUGCGAUGCUCAGUUUCAGUACUUUUAUGAGUACUUGGGAAAUACCCCUUGGCUAUUUAUUACACCUUUGACUGACAGGUGUUACAUUACUCUAAUCCAGUCUCUCCACCUAACAAGGAGCAGUGUUCCUGCAGGACCAGCCAGCACAGGUAAAACAGAGACCACCAAAGAACUAGGCUGUGCUCUUGCUAUGAUGGUGUAUGUCUUCAGCUGUUCUGAGCAGAUGGAUUACGAGUCUAUAGGGGUUAUCUAUAAAGAUUUGGUCCAGACAGGACCUCUCGGAUGCUUCGAUGAAUUCAAUCGCAUCUUGGUAGAAGUUCUGUCAGUGGUAGCAGUACAAAUAAAGACUAUUCAUAUUGCAAUUAGGAACAAGAAAAACAACUCGGUAUUUUUAUUCCUUGGUGAAAACAUUACCCUGAAGUCAUCAGUUGGAACACCUAUUACCAUAAACCCAGGAUACGCAGGUCGGACAGAACUACCUGAAAACUUCAAAGCUCUGUUCAGACCCUGUGCCAUAGUUGUCCCUGACGUUGAACUGAUCUCAAAAAUUAUGUUGGUUGCUGAAGGGUUUAUUUAUGCGUGUCUGUUAGCCAGGAAGUUUAUUACCUUGUAUACUCUCUGCAGGGAGCUGCUUUCUAAACAGGACCAUUAUGACUGGGGACUUUGUGCUAUCAAGUCAGUUUUGGUAGUUGCUGGCUCACUGAAAUGAGGAGAUAGGAACAGAUCUGACAAUCAGGUGCUUAUGCGAGCCUUAAGAGACUUCAAUUUGCCAAAAAUAGUGACAGAUGAUAUCCCAAUUUUCACGGGUCUGAUCAGUGACCCAUUUCCAGCUCUGGAUGUUCUGAGGAAGAGGAACCUGCAAUUUGAACAGAUGGUUAAACAAUCUACCCUGGAGCUUCACUUGCAGCCUGAAGAGAGCUUUAUUCUCAAAGUUGUUCAGCUGGAGUAGCUAGCGGCACUGCGUCACUGUGCGUUUGCUGUUGGAAAUGGAGGGACUGGAAAGAGUAAGGUGCUGAAAGUUCUGCAUCACACGUAUGUGAACAUGAAACAAAAGCCUGUUUGGAAUGACUUUAACUCAAAAGUUCUGACAGCUGAUGAGCUGCUUGGUUUUAUACACCAUGCAAUCCGAGAGUGAAAAGAUGGUCUCCUGUCAUUUCUUUUGAGAGAGCAAUGUAGUACUACCCAUGAGAGGCCAAAAUGGUUAGUUUUACAUGGGGAUAUAGAUCCUAUGUGGAUUGAGUCACUCAAUACUGUUAUGGAUGAUAACAAGGUUCUGACCCUUACAAGCAAUGGACAUGUGCCUAUGACUCCAUCAAUGUGGCUACUAUUUGGUACCCCAGCUACAGUAUCCAGAGCUGGUAUUCUCUGUCUGAACACCCAGGACCUGGGGUGGAAUCUGUAUGUUGCCAGCUGGAUAGAAACAAGGAGAAACCAAUCCGAAAAGGCUAACUUGACUGUUCUUUUUGACAAAUAUGUGCCUCCUUACUUAGAACAACUCAGAAUAAGAUUUAAAACUGUUAUUCCUGAGAAUAGUGUGGUUCAGAAACUCUGUUCUCUGCUGGAUUGCUUACUGACCCCUGAAAAUGUGCCAGUGGAUUGCCCCAGAGAGCUCUAUGAGAUGUAUUUUGUCUUUGCUUGUAUUUGGGCGUUUGGUGGGGCACUCUUUCAAGAUCAGCUUUCAAAUUACCAAGCUGAAUUCAGCUGCUGGUGGCUUAAGAAGAUGAAAGCAGUGAAGUUUCCAUCCCAGGGCACAGUGUUCAAUUAUUACCUUGAUGAAGAGACAAGGAAGUUCCUGCCCUGGGUGGAUAAGGUCCUGACUCCUGAUGUGGAUCCAGAUGCACCUCUGCAAGCAAUCUUUGUUCACACAUCUGAGACUGCACAUCUCAAAUAUUUUAUUGAUUUACUCUUAACAAAAGGCAAACUAGUCAUGCUUGUUGGAAAUGCCAGAGUAAGUAAAGUGUUUGUAGGUGAUAGGCUUACUGCUCUCUCCGAAGACUACCUCCUGGAUAACAUCCCUCUCAACUACUACACAGUAUCAGCAGUGCUUCAGAAGAUGCUUGAAAAAAAGCUGGAGAAAAAAGCUGAUCAUAACUAUGGUCCAGCAGGAAAUAAGAAACUUACCUAUUUUAUUGAUGAUUUGAAUAUGCCUGAAGUAGAUAGAUAUGGAACGGUUCAACCUCAUGUACUGAUUCGGCAGCAUAUAGAUCACGGGCACUGGCAUGAUAGGCAGAAGCUAACUAUUAAAGAAAUUCAUAAUUGUCAGUAUAUUGCCUGUAUGAAUCUAAUUGCUGGCAGCUUCACUCUCAACCCUAGACUCCAGAGACAUUUUGCAGUAUUUGCUUUGCACUUUCCUUCUUCAGAUUCCCUGUCUACCAUCUAUACCAAUAUAGUCUGCUCCCACUUCCAGCAACAUGCUUUUACUCCAUCAGUAAUCAAGAAUAUUCCAGCCAUAGUACAAGCAGCCAUAUGGCUUCACCAGGUGGUGGUUCAAAACCUCGCACCAACCACUAUUAGGUUCCACUAUUAAGUUCCGUAUAUCUUUAACGUGGGAGACCUCUCCAACGUCUUUCAGGGCAUUCUGUUUGCUACACCCAAGUGUUUACAGCAACCAAAUGAUCUUCAAUAUCUCUGGCUUCAUGAAUCAGCACGUGGCUAUGGAGAUAAACUGGUGGAAAACAAAGACUGUAAUUCCCUUUAUAAAAUGAUGAUAGACGCUAUGCAUAAGUAUUUUGAGCCCCCAGUGCAAGCAUCUUCCUUACUGAGGAAAACCAGGUGCCAGAGGACAAUACACCCAUCUGGUCUUCACAGAGGAAACACUGCAAAUAUAAACUGGGAUACAAGUAUGUUCCUUUGCCUUGAUGUUCUCAAAUGUGGAACACCAGUGUUGCUGCAAUCUCCACUCAUCUAUUGCCAUUUUGCAAAUGGUAGAGCAGACCCUUGCUACAAGCCUGUGAAAGGGCAGGAACCACUGAGGAAUCUACUUGAGGAGUUCCUAGAAAGCUACAAUGAAGUGCGUGCUUCUAUGAACCUAGUCUUAUUUGAGGGUGCUGCGCAGCAUGUGUGCCAGAUCAGUCGCAUCCUAGAAGCCCCUAGGGGUUGUGCACUUCAGACUGGAGUAGGUGGUAGUGGUAAACAAAACCUGUCGAGGCUGGCAGCAUACAUCUGCUCCCUGGAGGUCUUCCAAAUAGCACUGACGAAAGACUACGGGAUCCAGGACCUGAGGGUAGAUCUUGGCAGUUUGUACAUCAAGACUGGUGCCAAGAACAUGCCCACAGUGUUUUUCCUGACAGAUGCCCAGGUUCCAGAUGAACGCUUUCUUGUGCUGAUUAAUGACUUGUUAGCAUCAGGAGAGGUUCCAGAUCUGUUCAGUGAUGAAGAUGUGGAGGGCAUAGUUACAGAAGUUAGAGAAGUCCAAGCCCUGGGCCUGAUGGACACCAAGGAGAGCUGCUGGAGGUUCUUCUUGAGUAGAGUGCAGCUGCAGUUAAAAAUUGUUCAGUGUUCCUCUCCUGCCGGUACGCUGCGAGCGAGCGCUCAGAAGUUCCCAGCCAUCGUUAACUGCGCGGCUAUUGACUGGUUUCAGGAGUGGCCGCAGGAGGCCCUGCACUCUGUCAGCGGGAGGUUCAUUGAAGAAGCCGAGGGGGUUGAGCCACUCAUCCAGGACUCCAUUUGUGACUUCAUGGCUUAUGCCCACACCAGUGUGAAUAUGCUGAGUGCCAAAUACAAUCGUAAGGACAGGCGAUACAAUUACACUAUUGCAAAGACUUUUCUGGAGAAAAUCAUGCUUUAUAAGAUCCUUCUAGAGAAGAAAAACAAGGUGUUGGGACACAUGGAGCACUUGGUGAAUGGCAUGCAGAAGCUGAAGGCAGCAGCUUUCCAGGUAGAAGAUCUAAAAUACAAACUUGCUUCUCGAGAGGCAGAACUGCAACUGAGAAAUCAAGAUGCUGAAGCUUUGAUUGCUAAGAUAGGGUUUCAGACUGAGAAAGUGAUCCAAGAAAAGGCCAUUGCAGAUGCAGAGGAGCAAAAGGUAGCAGCAAUCCAAGAAGUAUAUGUGAGACAGAAAGAAUGUGAGGAUGAGCUGCUGAAAGAUGAACCUGCUCUUGUCGCUGUUACAGCAGCCUUAGACACACUUAGUAGGGUUAAUCUUACAGAACUGAAAGCCUUCACCGAUGCACCAAUGGCUGUAAUCAAUGUUAUCGCUGCAGUGAUGGUUUUACUGGCAUAUAAAGGGAAAGUGCUCAAAGACCAAAGCUGCAAAGCUACAAAAGUCUUUAUGGGAAAGGUUGAUGACUUCUUACAAGCUUUAAUCAACUAUGAUAAGGAGCAUAUUCCUCAGAAUUGUCUGAGCGUCAUCGAGGAACAUUACUUGAAGGAUCCAGAUUUCAACCCAAAUUAUGUUCAUACAAAAUCCUUUGCAGCAGCUGGUCUCUGUGCCUGGGUCAUGAACACAGUAAAAUUCAAUGAGGUGUAUUGUGAGGUAGAACCAAAAUGUGCGUUGGCCCAGGCAAAUGCUGAAUUAACAGCAGCUGCAGAAAAACUAGAAGCCAUCAGGAAAAAGCUUCUUGUUCUGAAUAGCAAUCUGCAUAAGCUCACAGCUUCACUCAAGAAAGCAGUCACAGAGAAAGUCUGAUGUCAAGAUGAUGUGACAAACAAAACUAUUGAGCUGGCCAACGGGUUGGUCAAGGGACUUGAGUCUGAAAACAUGCAUUGGAGCCAGUCCGUCAAAGACCUCAAAGUACAAAAGAAAACUUUAUGCUGUGACAUCUUAUUAACAGCAGCAUUUGUGUCUUACUUUGGACCCUUCACAAAACAGUACUGCCAGGAACUGAUGGAACAUUUCUAGAUUCCUUUUCUAAAGUCACAAAAGGUUCCUGUUCCUGUGACGGAGAGCCUGGACCCAAUUGCCAUGUUGACGGAUGAUGCUACAAUUGCGGCAUGGAGUAACGAGGGACUGCCCAGUGAUAGGAUGUCAACAGAAAAUGCCACUGUUCUAACAAACUGCAAGCGCUGGCCUCUGAUGAUAGAUCCCCAGCAACAGGGAAUUAAAUGGAUAAAGAAUAAAUAUGGAGCUGACCUUAAAGUCGUAUGUCUAGGACAGAAAGGUUUUCUAAAGACCAUUGAAAGAGCUUUGGCUUGUGGAGAGACUGUACUAAUCGAAAACAUGGGUGAAUCUAUUGAUCCCAUACUUGAUCCUCUGCUUGGAAGACAUACAGUUAAAAAGUGAAAAUAUAUCAAGAUUGAAGACAAAGAAUGUGAAUUCAACAAGAAUUUCCGUCUCACCCUUCACACUGAACUGGCUAACCCUCACUACAAGCCAGAACUGCAGGCUCAGACCACCCUCAUUAAUUUCACUGUCACCAGGGACGGGCUGGAAGACCAGCUGUUGGCUGAGGUUGUUAGUGCUGAAAGGCUGGACUUAGAAGGAAGUAAGUCAGUCCUGGCCAAGCACCAGAACCAUUUCAAGAUUGAGCUCAGGCAGCUGGAGGAUGACAUGCUGCUCAGCCUGUCAGCUGCCCAGGGCAGUUUCUUAGACGACAGUGAACUUGUAGAGAAACUCAAAUCAACAAGGUCAACUGCAGCAGAAAUACAGCACAAGGUAGCUGAAACCAAAGAAAAUGAAGCUCAGAUUAAAGUGACAAGAGGGCAUUACAGACUGACAGCCAUAAGAGCAUCCAUUCUUUACUUCAUUAAUAACAGUCUGGACAGCAUCAACCCCAUUUACCAGUUUUCACUGAACGUAAAAGCCUUCAAUGCAGUCUUCCACAAAGCAGCAAUAAAGCAGGCUGAAAAAUCAGGGGACAUUCAGUGUCAUAUCUCUAACCUGACAGCAGCUGUCACAUAUUCAACCUUUAUUUUCACAAGCCAAGGACUUUUUGAAAAGGAUAAGCUCAUUUUCUUGGCACAAAUAGCUUUUCAGAUUCUUUUAAGAAGUAAAGAGAUAGAACUCCUUGAAUUGGAUUUCCUUCUUCAAUUCAGAGUUGAACACACUUACAGGAGUCCUGUUGACUUCUUAACUACUCAGUCAUAGAGUGUCAUUAGGGCUAUGGAAGUGAUGGAUGUGUUCCGGGGGUGAGAUAAAGGUGUUGAAAGAUCCACAGAAAGGCAGAAGAAGUGGGUGAACUCAGAAUGUCCAGAAAAUGAAAAGCUCCCCCAGGAAUGGACAAACAAAAGCUCUCUUCAGAAACUAAUCAUACUGAGGGCGCUCCGUCUGGACAGAAUGACGUACGCUCUUGGGAACUUUGUGGAGGAAAAGCUUGGCUGAAGAUAUAAGGAAAGCACAAGGAUGGACUUAGCAAAAUCCUAUGAAGGGAGCAGUCCAGCCACUCCUGUGUUUUUCAUUCUGUCUCCAGGAGCAGACCCACUUGAAGAUAUUGAGACACUAGGCAAAAAGCUUGGGUUCACUGUAGACUCUGGAAGAUUUUGUAGCAUCUCUCUAGGACAAGGGCAGGAGAUGGUUGCAGAGGAGGCACUUGAGAAGGCUGCCAGACAUGGCCACUGGGUUCUUUUCCAAAGUAUUCAUCUCGUAGCCAAGUGGCUAGGAACCCUGGAAAAACUGCUUGAGCAAUACAGUGAAGAAAGUCAUCCUGAUUUCCAUGUCUUUAUUAGUGCUGAACCAGCUCCAACCCCAGAAAAGCAUAUCAUUCCUCAAGGAAUACUAGAAAACUCAAUUAAAAUUACCAGUGAACCUCCUAUAGGGAUGCUGGCUGAUUUACAUGCCGCUUUCUACAGGAUAGAAGCUUGUGUUGAUACCCUUGAACUGUGUACCAGAGAAGUGGAAUUUAAAAGCAUCCUUUUUUCUUUGUGCUAUUUUCACACUUGCAUUGCUGGCAGACUGAAGUUUGGCCCUCAGGGCUGGAAUGGAAGGUGCCCGUUCAGUGCUAGAGAUCUCGCCAUCUGCGUCACUGACCUCGGCAACAAUUUAGAGACCCCUACAAAGGUUCCAUAGGAAGACUUGCAUUACCUCUUUGGUGAGAUCACGUACGGUGGCCGCAUCACUGAUGCCUGGGACCGCAGGCUCUGCUGUUUAUAUCUGCAAGAAUUCAUCAGCCCACCUCUGUUAAAUUUUAUUGUUAUUUUGGCGCCAGGUUUCUUGGCCCCACCAAAUUUGGAUUAUGCUGGAUACCAUAAAUACAUAGAUGAAAUGCUUCCAUCUGAAAGCCCUGUACUAUAUGGACUGCAUCCCAAUGCUGAGAUGGGAUACUUGACAACAACGUCAGAUAAUCUCUUUAAAACUCUUUUGGAAAUGCAACCCAUGAAUUCAUUCAUAGAAGAGGGAUCAGGCCAGUCUGCAGAGGAAAAGAUGAAGAAUGUCCUGGAUGAUAUUCUGGAGGUGCUUCCCAAGGAGUUUAACAUGGCAGAAAUCAUGCAGAACACUACUGCCUGGAGCCCCUAUGCCCUUGUUUGCCCUCAAAAGUGUGAAAGCAUGAACCUCCUCCUUUCAGAGAUCCAUAGGGCUCUUAGAUAGCUGAACCUCGGUCUGAAGGGGGAGUUGAUGUUCUCUCCUCACAUGCAAGUGCUGCAAUCCACACUCUUCUAUGAUGCUGUGCCAGACACAUGGACUAGACUAGCCUAUCUAUUCACAUACAGCUUUGCCCACUGGGUUACUGAUCUUCUCAUGUGGUAUGGAGAACUUGACAUCUGGACAGGGGACCUUGUGCUGCCAGCAGUGGUGUGGCUCUCUGGCUUGUUCAAUCCUCGGUCCUUUCUGACACUAUUAUUUUUUAAAACUGUAAUGCAGAGCAUGGCAUGCAAGAACAACUGGUCUUUGGAUAAGGUGUGCUUGACUGCAGAUGUUACCAAAAAGACCAAAGAAGAUUAUGGCCACCCACCAUGGAAAGGAGCCUGUAUCUGUGGACUUUUCAUGCAAGGUGGGACAUCCAGCUGGGACAUCAAGCUGGGGACCAUAGAUGAAGCCUGGCUCAAGGAAUUGCCUCCAGCAAUGCCAUGGCUAUUCCAUGAAUGUCCAGUUUAUAAAGUCAAAAGCAGAGGGCAAGCUUACGUUUGGACUUUCAACCUGAAAAGCAACGAGAAGCCAGCUAAAUGGGUUCUGGUAGGAGUAGCUUUACUUGCGGCAGUUUAGUACUAAGCUUUCAAUAGUAUGCGCUGCUUUCUCAGUCUGCCUUGUAGUUAAAGCAAAAGGAGAUAAAUAUUUUUCACAGUCAGCUGGAGUAGGAGAUUUGCCUCACACAAACACAGUCCUUAGCAUAACACUUAUGUGCUCUAUAUUGUUAUUUCUUCAUGUGCCAGUGUUGUGUUCAUACGUUUAUAGAAUAGAAUCAUAGAAUCAUUUCGGUUGGAAAAGACCUUCAAGAUCAUCGAGUCCAACCAUCAACGACGCCCACUAAACCAUGUCCUGAAGUAUCCCGUCCACUCGCUUUUUGAAUACCUCCAGGGAUGGUGACUCAACCACUUCCCUGGGCAGCCUAUUCCAAUGUUUGGCAACCCUCUCAGUAAAAAAAUUUUUCCUAAUAUCUAACCUAAAUCUCCCUUGCCUCAACUUGAGGCCAUUUCCUCUUGUCCUAUCUCCAGCCACCUGACAGAAGAGACCAACACCCACCUCACUACAACCCCCUUUCAGGUAGUUGUAGAGAGCGAUAAGGUCUCCCCUCAGCCUCCUCUUUUCUAGACUAAACAGCCCCAGUUCCCUCAGCUGCUCCUCAUAAGACUUGUGCUCCAGGCCCCUCACCAACU